AUGACAAGGGCUAAGAGACCAAGAGUUAAUGUUGAAGUGGAAUUAGAAACUGUGUCGAAAUAUUUCAAGAAGGAACCUGAAGACCAAGUGGUAGUUAAGGUGGAAGGUAACCAUGACAUUAAAACGGAUCCCGAAAUCGAGGCAAUAAAAACUAUGGGUACAGAUGAGUACUUUAAAUAUGUGCAAAAAUUCACUAAUGAUGACAUCUCCCUUAAUAGAAAGCUUCAGAUCGAGGACAACCCUAAUAUGCCUUCGAAUUUUGUGUCGAUAUACUCGAAAGUAAGGUUUAUGAGAUCGAUGAUAAAGACUCCAGUAGACAAUGUUGGAUGUGCAAUGCUGCCAAUUACCAUAAACGGUGUAUUUGGAAUAUCAAAGUCAAAUAUGCAACCUAAGAACUACAGAUUACAACUUUUAGUUUCUUUGAUGUUAUCUUCACAGACCAAAGAUGAGGUAAAUGCCAAGGCUAUGCAUAAUAUAAUGGAAUAUUGUAUGGAGGAGUUAGGUGAUCCGGAAGGUAUCACCUUGGGCUCGUUACUCAAGAUUGAGGAGAAAAUUCUAGACAAAGAAAUUUACAGCGUUGGGUUCCACACAAGGAAAGCUUCCUACAUUAAAAAGGCUGCUGUCAUGCUCCGAGAUCAAUUUGACGGUGAUGUACCCACCACAAUAGAAGGCUUCAUGUCAUUACCGGGAGUAGGACCGAAAAUGGGAUAUUUAGCUUUACAAAAAUCGUGGGCCAAGAUCGAUGGUAUUGGGGUUGAUGUUCAUGUUGAUAGGCUUGCAAAGAUGUGGAAGUGGGUUGAUCCUAAAGUCUGUAAGACACCUGAACAUACUAGAAAACAGUUAGAGUCAUGGCUACCGAGAUCUUUGUGGUAUGAAAUAAAUCCAGUAUUGGUGGGCUUUGGACAGGUACUCUGCAUGCCAAGGAGCAAAAGGUGUGAAUUAUGUCUUGUGAACGAUAUUUGCCCAGGGGUUGACAAAAAAUUACUGAAACUAGUCGGUUUGGAGCUUGAAGAUACGGUGAAGAACAGCAACAGGGGUGAUUACACGGAAUGGAUAAAUUACCUUAGAAAAGAGAGAGCAGCUGAACUCUCGCAGAAUGAGAUUGAUGAUGUGGAUAGAAGUGCGGAAACUACCUCUACGGAAUCGAAUACUGAAGUGAAAACCGAGGAUAACUGA
Messenger RNA from Kluyveromyces lactis, 1176 nucleotides. Its product is annotated as endonuclease III domain-containing protein. Bases 1 to 1176 code for a protein of 391 amino acids. Gene Ontology annotation, cellular component: nucleus. The record is from RefSeq and is a predicted model, not a curated record. Gene Ontology annotation, molecular function: DNA-(apurinic or apyrimidinic site) endonuclease activity; oxidized pyrimidine nucleobase lesion DNA N-glycosylase activity. NCBI's taxonomy places the organism in Eukaryota, Fungi, Ascomycota, Saccharomycetes, Saccharomycetales, Saccharomycetaceae. The transcript has a single exon. Gene Ontology annotation, biological process: base-excision repair; nucleotide-excision repair; base-excision repair, AP site formation.